UCAUUCAGUGUAUAGUAUACGGUCAGUGAUGUCAUUUGCCACAAUUGUACAGCACGUGUUUUAGCGAUAAUGUGAUAAUGUUAACGAUAUAUAUAUAUAUUUCUUUACGCAAUAAUGAGUUAGAAUUUACCAAAAAUGUUAGUGUAGUUAUAGUUUUUAUUUAAGACUUUUGAUCUCAAUUUAUUUUUCUCAAUAUAUUAUUAUUACUGUGGUAGAAAAGUUAUUUCAAUAUGUGAAUAAUCUAAUCGUAAGUGAUAGUGAUGUUAUCUUUUAUAACCUGUAUAAAACACUACAUUUAAUAUUACUUAUUUUAGUAAAGAUACAAAAAACAACAAAAAAUGAAGGUUAAUCUAUUAGUGAUUAGUGUUGUUAUAGUUUAUGUGGAUAGUGCAAAAAUUCUGGCGGUGUUUCCAACACCAUCGAUCAGUCAUCAAGUGGUAUUUAGACCUUUGAUUCUUGAAUUAGUGAAUCGCGGUCAUGAAGUUAUUUUAAUAACAACAGAUCCAAUGUUUCCCAAAGGAGGAGGGCCAACUAAUUUAACUGAAAUUGACAUGCAUGAUAUCUCAUACAGGCCUUGGGUGGAAUACAUUCCAGAAGAAUAUCAAGUAAAUAUGGAACCAUCGGUUGAUUAUGAUACAAAAUCAAUGGCAAAAAUGUUGACAAUUCUUUUUACAAAUAUUAUGAAGGAACAUCUUGCUUCGGAGCCUAUCAAAAAGUUGAUGAAUGAUAAAACGCAACAUUUUGAUCUUCUGCUUAUCGAAGCGUAUCAGAGAACAGCAUUAGUAUAUUCUCAUGUUUUUAAAGCACCAGUGAUACAAGUGAGCUCUUUUGGGUCAUCACCGUAUAAUCUGGAAUCAGUUGGAGCGGUGAUGCAUCCAAUUCUGCAUCCGAAUCUUUACAGUCGAAAAAUUGUUAACAUGACAAUUUAUGACAGAUUCAUGGAACUGUACAAUUUUGCUGUGAGACAAUAUGUUACUUAUAGCUAUGAGAAAGAGGAGAAUGAAAUGUUGAGACGAAUUGUAGGAGAUGAUGUACCAGCAGUGAGUGAGUUAUGUGAUAAUGUGGAUAUGUUAUUUUUAAAUGUUCAUCCAGUGUGGGAGUUCAAUAGACCGGUGCCGCCUAAUGUUGUAUAUCUUGGAGCUAUGCAUAUAAAACCGGUCCAAAGUUUGUCUAAGGAACUGAAAUCAUACUUGGAUACGUCCACAAAAGGCGUCAUAUACAUGAGUUUUGGCACAAACGUAGACCCUUCAAUGUUUCCAGAAAAUUCAAUAAGAACAUUCGUCAAAGUAUUUGCUGAGCUGCCAUACAAUGUAAUAUGGAAAUGGCACACGGAAGACAUUCCAGAUUUACCUAAAAAUGUGAUGAUAGCUAAAUGGUUGCCUCAGAGAGACCUACUCAUGCACCCAAACAUCAAACUAUUCAUUACCCAGGGUGGUCUCCAAUCCACUGAUGAAACAAUACUAGCAGGAGUUCCAGCUGUUGGUAUACCAAUGAUCGGUGACCAAUGGUACAACGUGGACCGAUAUGUUGACCUUGGUAUCGGAGUUCGAAUCGAUAUCAUGACGAUGGAUGCCAAUGUAUUUAGGAAAGCUAUUGAUACCGUGAUUAAUGAUAAAAGAUACCGACAAAAUAUAGAAAAACUUCGCUCAAUAAUGUACGACCAGCCCCAAUCAUCCUUAGAACGAGCAAUAUGGUGGGCGGAAUACGUCCUUCGACACGGCGGUGCGCGCCAUCUACGGGCCGCGGGCGCAAACUUAUCUUGGGCCGCGUAUUAUGAACUAGAAUUAUUGGCUUACGUCGUGUCGUUUCUAGUAUUCGGUUUAAUAGUCUGUGUUACGGCGAUUUAUUUCGUAGUAAAGAAUGUGUUACGUUUUAGUAGCAAACAAAAGAUUAAAUCUAAUUAGUUUGGCAUGUAGGUAAGUAAAAAUUAAAUGAAAUUAAUAUAAGUAA
Messenger RNA from Amyelois transitella, 1950 nucleotides. Its product is annotated as UDP-glucosyltransferase 2. The transcript has 4 exons. Gene Ontology annotation, molecular function: UDP-glycosyltransferase activity. The record is from RefSeq and is a predicted model, not a curated record. The coding region runs from base 339 to 1904 and encodes 521 amino acids. Lineage: Eukaryota; Metazoa; Arthropoda; Insecta; Lepidoptera; Pyralidae.